Messenger RNA from Xiphophorus maculatus (southern platyfish), 5950 nucleotides. It is a transcript of the gene kcnt1b, whose product is annotated as potassium channel subfamily T member 1-like. Gene Ontology annotation, molecular function: intracellular sodium-activated potassium channel activity. Gene Ontology annotation, biological process: potassium ion transport. Lineage: Eukaryota; Metazoa; Chordata; Actinopteri; Cyprinodontiformes; Poeciliidae. The transcript is spliced from 39 exons. The record is from RefSeq and is a predicted model, not a curated record. Bases 902 to 4852 code for a protein of 1316 amino acids. Gene Ontology annotation, cellular component: membrane.
GCACUACGUCAAGGUUGUCCAGUAGAUGGCGAGACUCCAGUGAGUGACUUCAGGUUGGGAAAUCAGCAGCCGUCCCCCCGCUGUGACUGUUCAAGGGAGGAUGCGGACAGGGAUGCAUGAAAACCGGGAGGACAAGCCGCUUUCAUGACGUCCCUGUGUGAGAGGCAGAGGCAACAUGGCAGAGGACUCCAGCGGAGAAAGCGCCAAGAUGCGGCUCGGUUUGCAGCUGCUUUUUUAGAUCAAGCGCGGUUAUUAUAUAAGCGCGGCUGAAAGCGGUCACACAGAGAAUGCGAGCUAAUUGGAAAGAAGGGAAAUGGAGAAAUCAAGUUUUAACCUUCAGCAUGUGGACUAAAAAUAGCGUUAGGUGAACACGAAUCGUCCCUCCGCUAAGUUAUGUAGUUCGUCAACAGUAGCAAACAAAGUUGUUGCUAAGCGACGGCGAAGUCUUGACCCCGGCGGUGCAUUGGUGGGUCGCGUAUUGAUAUUUAGAUUAACUGUCAGGUGUACAGGUAAAAGCGGUACCCUUUAGGAAGUGCGUCAACCAAUCAGCUUUGAGUGCUGGGAUUAUUAUUAUUAUUUACUUAUUUAUUUUUUUUAACUAAAACCAAACCUGCUAAUGCACCAUGCGGGCCUGUAUAUAAAUAUGUAAAACUGACCGUUUCUUUUUGUGAAAAGGAUUAACGCUGGAUUUGAAUGAACCGAAUCUUUAAGGUAACCCCGCUGGACUGAGCUCCGGAUCUGGCUUCCUCCCCCGUACCUGAACCAUCAUGUAACUGUCAUCAUUUAGACAUGGCAGAGCAUUCGCUGGGAUUUGUUGAUGGAAAACAGGCUGCGUUAUGGAGGCAGUGGUGUAUGCACAGUUUAUUUAAAGCAGGUUAUCUAAACCGAACCUGUGUUUAGGAUGAUGGGACCUCGGAUUAAGACGGGGACACCUUUAGAUACGGAGAAAAAAAAAGUGUGGCCCUCUGCAGAGGCAAUCAUGAGUCCUCCACGCCGAUCAUCAAGUUCCCAUGGCGACAGGUCCUCCUCUGAGACCCUGCAGAAAAACAAUAGCAGCAACUCUGGUGUUAUUCUGGAUAUCUCGUCUCUUAAGAUGGCAGAUGUGGAUACAGAGGUGCCUCCUCUUCCACCUCGCUACCGCUUCAGGGACCUGCUGCUUGGGGACCAGACGUUUCAGAAUGAUGACAGGUACCAAGAGGAGUACAGUAUGGACUCAACCAAUGCUCAGGUGCAGGUUGAGUUUUAUGUGAAUGAAAACACCUUCAAGGAGAGGCUGAAGCUUUUCUUCAUCAAAAACCAAAGGUCAAGCCUAAGAAUCCGUUUGUUCAACUUUGCAUUGAAGAUUCUCACCUGUGCCCUCUACAUCCUGAGAGUCAGCUUGGAUAAUCCCACAGAAAACAACAGUAUCAAUGGCACAACAUGCCAAAACAGCAGUUCACUGAAUUCUACUGAGGGACCUGAAAUCAAAUGGAACCUAAUUUUCUGGGUGAACAGACUCCAGCCUGUGUGGGCAAUACAGGUGACAGUGGCCUUAAUCAGUUUCUUGGAGACUAUGCUUAUCACAUAUCUCAGCUACAAGGGGAACAUUUGGGAGCAGAUCUUCCAGAUAUCCUUCAUAUUGGAGAUGAUUAAUACGGUACCAUUUAUUAUCACAAUCUUCUGGGCUCCAUUGAGAAACAUAUUCGUCCCUGUGUUUCUUAACUGCUGGCUUGCCAAAGGUGCUCUGGAGAACAUGAUCAAUGACUUCCAUCGUGCCAUCCAGAGGACGCACUCCGCAAUGUUCAACCAGGUGUUCAUCCUCAUCUGCACCUUACUGUGUCUGGUGUUCACAGGAGCCUGUGGGAUUCAACAUCUUGAGAGAGCCGGGAAAAACCUGUCCUUGUUUGACUCCUUUUAUUUCUGCAUCGUCACCUUCUCCACUGUGGGCUACGGCGACGUUACUCCACAGAUCUGGCCCUCACAGCUGCUGGUGGUUAUUCUCAUCUGUGUUGCUCUGGUAGUCCUUCCGCUGCAGUUUGAGGAGCUAGCGUACUUGUGGAUGGAGAGCCAGAAGCUUGGAGGGAACUACAGCCGUCAUCGGGCGCAGACGGAGAAACAUGUUGUGUUGUGUGUCAGCUCGCUCAAGAUCGACCUGCUGAUGGAUUUUCUCAAUGAGUUUUACGCUCAUCCUAGGCUGCAGGACUACUAUGUGGUGAUCCUGUGCCCAACAGAAAUAGACAUUCAGGUUCGCCGCAUCCUGCAGAUUCCUCUGUGGUCCCAAAGGGUCAUCUACCUGCAAGGGUCGGCCCUCAAAGAUCAGGACCUGAUGAGGGCCAAGAUGGACGAUGCUGAGGCGUGCUUCAUCCUGAGCAGCAGGAAUGAGGUCGACCGAACUGCUGCUGAUCACCAAACUAUUUUGAGGGCUUGGGCUGCGAAGGACUUCGCUCCAAACUGUCCUCUCUACGUCCAAAUUCUCAAACCGGAAAAUAAGUUUCACGUAAAAUUUGCAGAUCAUGUUGUAUGUGAAGAGGAGUUCAAGUACGCCAUGUUGGCUCUCAACUGCGUGUGUCCAGCCACGUCCACCUUAGUGACUCUGUUGGUUCACACCUCCAGAGGACAGGAGGGGCAGACAUCCCCGGAGCAGUGGCAGAGGACUUAUGGCCGCUGCUCUGGGAACGAAGUGUACCACAUCCAUUUAGCUGACAGCAAGUUUUUUGGGGAGUAUGAUGGAAAGAGCUUCACCUACGCCUCCUUUCAUGCCCAUAAGAAGUAUGGUGUGUGUUUGAUCGGGGUGAAGAGGGAGGACAACAAGAGCAUCCUCCUGAAUCCCGGACCACGUCACAUCAUGGCUGCUACCGACACCUGCUACUACAUCAACAUCACCAAGGAGGAGAACUCGGCCUUCAUCUUCAAACAGGAGGAAAAACAUGGGAAGGGUCUCCCCGUCACCGGGCUCUACGACGCCCCCUCCAGGCUGCCUGUGCACAGCAUCAUAGCCAGCAUGGUUGAUCAGGCCACCUCAUAUGGGACUGUAGCGAUAGAUCUCCAGCACCCCGAUCCUCCGGAGGAAAGUGGAAAACUGACCCUUCCCACUGAGAACGGAGCUGGAAGUCGAAGGCCAAGCAUCGCACCCGUCUUGGAAAUUGCUGACUCCUCCGCCAUCUUGCCCUGCGAUCUCCUCAGUGACCAAUCGGAGGACGAGACCAACCAAUCAGAUGAGGAGGGCUCCGUGGGGUUGGACUUUGUGAAGGGCUACCCUCCAAACUCCCCCUACAUCGGCAGCUCGCCAACUCUGUGCCACCUGCUGCCACAGAAAGCUCCGUUCUGCUGCCUUCGCCUCGAUAAGGGCUGCACACAUAACAGCUUUGAGGAUGCUAAGGCCUACGGCUUCAAAAAUAAGCUGAUUAUAGUGUCUGCAGAGAUGGCAGGAAAUGGGCUCUAUAACUUCAUAGUUCCCCUGCGAGCUUAUUAUCGGCCCAGAAAGGAGCUCAACCCAAUAGUGCUGCUACUGGACUAUCCACCAGACAACCACUUCUUAGAGGCCAUUUGCUGCUUUCCAAUGGUUUACUUCAUGCCUGGAACUAUUGAUAAUUUGGACAACCUGCUCCAGUGUGGAAUAAUCUAUGCUGAUAACUUGGUGGUUGUGGACAAGGAGAGCACCAUGAGUGCUGAGGAAGACUACAUGGCAGACGCCAAGACUAUUGUCAAUGUCCAGACAAUGUUCAGAUUGUUCCCCAGUCUCAGCAUCAUCACGGAGCUCACGCAUCCGUCCAACAUGAGGUUCAUGCAGUUCAGAGCCAAGGACUGCUACUCACUCGCUCUGUCCAAACUGGAGAAGCAAUGGUCUGGUAACGUCAAUUGUGGGAAAUCGUGUAUAUCAAUGAACGAAAAGUCUGAAUAUACAAUUGAGCGCGAUAAGGGCUCCAACUUGGCCUUCAUGUUCCGGCUGCCGUUCGCUGCCGGCCGGGUGUUCAGCAUCAGCAUGCUCGACACUCUGCUGUACCAGUCGUUUGUUAAGGAUUACAUGAUUGCUAUUACGCGGCUUCUGCUCGGACUGGACACCACGCCCGGAUCGGGCUACCUGUGUGUUAUGAAAAUCACGGAGGAAGAUUUGUGGAUCAGGACUUACGGCCGACUCUUCCAGAAAUUUUGUUCUUCCAGUGCUGAAAUUCCCAUUGGGAUCUACCGCACUGAGUCGCACAUGUUCUCUACAUCAGAGAGGAAGGACAGUAAUGCGCAGUCUCAAGUGUCCAUCAACGCCGGACAUGGGGAGGAGCAUCAGGGCCGCGCAGGGUCCUGGAAAGAGAAAACAGCCCACAGAAACUCCACCACGAGUGACCAAUCAGAGCAUCCGCUGCUGAGGAAGAAGAGCAUGCAGUGGGCUCGGCGGCUGAGCAGGAAGAACGCCAAACCAGCGAGCAGAGCGGAGCGCAUUUCGCAGCAGAGACUCAACCUGUACCGGCGCUCUGAGAGGCAGGAGCUGUCAGAGCUGGUCAAGAACCGGAUGAAGCAUCUGGGCCUCCCGACUGUGGGAUACGAGGAUGUUUCUAAUCUCACUGCGAGUGAUGUCAUGAAUCGAGUAAAUCUAGGAUAUUUGCAAGAGUUGCAGGAUAUCUCAGAGCAGCCGUAUACAGAGGGGACAAGGCCGUCAGGGCCACAAGCAGAUGAGAUGAACGACCACCAGAACACGCUGUCCUACGUUCUCAUCAAUCCUCCUCCCGACACCAUGCUGGAGAUCAACGACAUCGUGUACAUUAUUCGCUCUGACCCUCUGGCUCACAUGCCAGAGGACUCACAGAUGGGACAGGCGGCCCGAAACACCAAGAACCAACAGGACUUUGGCGCACAGUCAAGAAAUGAGACUCACCUUUAAAAGCUUUGAGUCUUUGGUUCUAUGAGCGUCGAUAGAUCUCAUAUACCUCGCACAAACGAAGGCCAGACAGGGGCGGUGAUGAGGUGUUCAUAGUGAAUGUGCAUUAAGUGUCUCUCAGCCUGAGACCAGAGAUUAGCCACAUCCUAAAAGACGGCCCUGAGAUUCCCGUUUUCAUCAGAGCUGCCAUUGGAGGAUGCAUGAAGAGUGCCUAGUCAUCAAUUCCCCUCACAAAACUCCCUGCAACCGAGAACCUGAACGCAGCUUCCUCUGUCCAGCCCGACUGCAGAGAGCAGAAGGGUUAUUGGACGUAAUCGGAUGGUUAAAGCCGGUUUCUGUGCCGAUAGAUAAAAUAAUUUAAUUUCAUGUUUAGCUCAGGUGGGGGGAAGCUGCCCUUGUGCCACUAUCAGCUUUUUGCCAAUUUCUUCACCUGUUUCUGCUGAUAAUCAGAAACUAACUGAAAACCAUUCACAUCCGACAACUUAAACAUCACAGUUUGCUUUUAAAGAGAGCUGAUGAUUUAGUUGGUUUUCUACAUUUUCAAGUAUUACCAGGAAAUUAAGGUACAUGUGCAAUUUUCUUCUUUUAUUAUGUCACUUUCAUUUAUUCUUGUGAACUUUUUGUCUUUACAGGCACAUUGUUUUAAAUUUAUUACGUGUUUACACCAGUUGCACCUUUAUUAGCCAAGUUAGCAUUUCUCUCUGUAAUUUUGUCAGUUGUUGAAAAAUGAACAUUGUUAAAUUAUUUCCCUGUUAGAAAUCAUGACAGCUCCACAUUAUGCCGUUUUAUUUAUUUGUAAAUACUGUUAUUACUGUGCCAUUUUUCUAUUUAUUUUGUGUCACCAGUGGGUUUUUUUGUAUCAUUUUCAAACCUGACUGCAACAUCUGCUGCUGCUGCCAUGCAAAAAGUAAACGUACAGAAGAAAGAACAUACAGUUAAGGAAAUACAUAUUUUUAAGGAGGCUAAUAUAUCAAAUUAUACCUGGUCAGUGCCAAAUUUAACCAACUGUUGAUCAUAGUACUUGCUAUUUAAAUCAAAUUUGAGUUACUUGUUAGAAAAAAUUAAUUUAAUGGAAGUUGACUAUGGCCACUGGAAAAAAAA